GAAAAAUAUUUGAGCCGGAUGUGAACAGUGACAGGCGAAAGUAGAGAGUGAAUAACAGCGAGCUCUUGGAAAGUUAAAAGUACAGUUUAAUGUACAACCCAGAGACGACACAAUAAGCGAAAGAUACUCUGAAUAUGACAUCUAUCUCAGAGGACAGUGAUAAGGAGAAGGUGCGCUCUGUAUCAGUCGACUUGAACAAUGAUGCAUCUCUCAUAAUUGAUAUCCCUGAUGCCCUCUGUGAACGUGACAAAGUCAAAUUUACCAUCCAUGUCAAGACCACAAUUAGUUCCUUUCAGAAGCCGGCAUUUUCUGUGCCACGACAGCAUGAAGAUUUCAUCUGGCUUCAUGACACAAUCGUGGAGACCGAGGAAUAUGCUGGCCUCAUUAUUCCUCCUGCCCCACCAAAACCUGACUUUGAGGGUCCCCGGGAGAAGAUGCAUAAAUUGGGAGAGGGGGAGUCCAGCAUGACAAAGGAGGAAUAUGCCAAAAUGAAGCAGGAACUUGAGGCGGAAUAUCUUGCUGUUUUUAAGAAGACCGUGCAGGUUCAUGAAGUCUUUCUUCAGAGACUCUCCUCCCACCCCAUCUUCAGAAAGGACAGAAACUUCCAGAUAUUCCUGGAAUACGACCAGGAUCUCAGCGUGAGGAGGAAAAAUGCCAAGGAAAUGUUUGGAGGGUUCUUUAAGAACAUGGUAAAGAGUGCUGAUGAGGUCCUCAUCUCAGGGGUCAAGGAGGUUGAUGAGUUUUUUGAACAGGAGAAGACUUUUCUGUUGGAUUAUUCCAGUAAAAUCAAAGAUGCCACCGCUAAGGCUGAGAAAAUGACGCGUUCACACAAAAAUGUUGCUGAUGAUUAUAACCACAUUUCUGGGGCUCUGAACCACACUGCUGCAGACAACAACACUGCCUUUAAAAAGCACUUAGAAAAAUCUGCUGAAGUGUUUGAAAAGCUUAGAAAAUUGGAGGACAGGGUGGCAUCGGAUCAGGAGCUCAAGCUGACAGAAUUGUUGAGAUACUACACAAGGGACAUCCAGGCUGCCAAGGAUCUGUUGUAUAGACGUGCACGGGCACUUGCAGAUUACGAGAACUCCAAUAAAGCUCUUGACAAGGCUCGUCUGAAGGGAAAGGACAUUGCACAGGCUGAGGAAAACCAGAAGAAGUCUCUGCAGAAGUUUGACAAGCUCUCAGAGUCUGGCAAGAAAGAGCUCACCAGCUUCAAAGCGAGGCGUGUAGUAGCCUUCCGUAAGAACUUGAUCGAGAUGACUGAGCUGGAAAUAAAACAUGCCAAGAACAGCAUGUCCCUUCUGCAGGGAACCAUUGAGAUCCUCAAUAGCAACUGACCCACACGAUGAGGUCGGUCACUGGAUCAUCUUGAGGUCCUUGUAUUGUUACUAACCCAUUAGAGGGGAACCUGAAUGCACCUACUUCAAAAACUUAAAUGUGGUUCAGUAACCUCACCAAAACGUGCAAAAGAGCCACUACCAAUAAUGUCUCUACCAUGUUUACACUAUCUCGUUGUUGUUCUUCUCCCAUUCUCUUUACUGCCAGUAUCUUGCCACCAAACUGAGGGCAGUGAACAUGACAUCACCCAAAAGCUCUCCCAUUUUUUUGAAUUAUCAAUAACACAAUGUGUGUAUUAGCAUUCUUUAUAUAUAUAUUCCAUAAGUAUUCCAAGUUUUGCCAGAUUAGAUGUUUUAGUUAGGAUUAUGCAGGCUGAUAUAACUCACCACAGUCACCGAAGAUUAAAUGCAUAAUUGUUGAUUGUGACUGCAAUUUCGUACCUUUAAAUGUGAUUGAUCUGCUUUUGGCUGUCACACUGGAAAGCUGAUGCAUACUAAUCAUGAACUAUCACGUGAAUUGACAUGUGACGACAAACAGAGCGGUAUAACGUGUUACGUGACCUUGAAUACUUCAGCUUAUAUCUUCUUAUAACAUUUUUCUGUUCAGUCGAUAUGUAGAAAAUGUAAGCACCAAGGAAAUGUUGACAUUAAUUUACGAUCAAAUACUUUCCAAUUACCCUUUGGCAGGGUCAAAAACAGCACUUUUCGUUUUGUAUCUGCUUAUUUUUGUUUUAAACUGUAGACUGACUCUUAUGUCUCCAUUUGGGGUGUGGGUGAAUCCCACAAGUCUCAGUUUUCAGUUACUAUUAGUAGUUUGUGGAAUCCAGAGUGUUUAAUGGUCAAGGUUACACAGCUAUGUAUAAGUUGGUGCUUCCAUAUGUGUAACCAGGAAACGCUUUCCCUCGAGUGAACUGCAUGUUUUUCCAAAACUAAUCCUUUUCUGAAGACUGAAGUCAGAUUCUAUUGUAAAAAAUGCCACCCAUUUAAGUUUUAGUUCAUUUAGUUUAAGUUGGGCUACACAUCCUUUCACUAUUAAAUAUAAAUCGGCAUUCCUUAACCAAAUGUAUUUUUAUACUUGAUUAAAUGUUUCCUCUUGAUGUUGUUACUAACAGUUUAAGACUUCCUACAUUUGAAUUGGACCAAAAUAUGUGUUUGGUUUGAUGUAAACACAAAAAUAUGUAACUUUACUGAUUAUGGAGAUUAUAUUUUGUAAAAGCAUUAUUACAGUCAUGUCUCAGAGAAGACAAUUUUUACAAAUGAUUGUGUAAAGGAAAGUUUUCACAUGGACUAUCAGCAUUUUUAUGAAAGCUUGCAAUAAUGAAAAUAAAUAUGCUCCGCUUUCCCA
Carassius auratus (goldfish) is the source of this 2679-nucleotide messenger RNA. It is a transcript of the gene snx5, whose product is annotated as sorting nexin 5. The coding region runs from base 135 to 1334 and encodes 399 amino acids. The transcript is spliced from 13 exons. The record is from RefSeq and is a predicted model, not a curated record. Gene Ontology annotation, cellular component: endosome. Gene Ontology annotation, molecular function: dynactin binding; phosphatidylinositol binding. Gene Ontology annotation, biological process: pinocytosis; retrograde transport, endosome to Golgi. Lineage: Eukaryota; Metazoa; Chordata; Actinopteri; Cypriniformes; Cyprinidae.